Molecule: messenger RNA, 4236 nt
Organism: Olea europaea var. sylvestris
Lineage: Eukaryota; Viridiplantae; Streptophyta; Magnoliopsida; Lamiales; Oleaceae
Product: cellulose synthase A catalytic subunit 2 [UDP-forming]-like
Exons: 14
Coding region: 708-3983 (1091 amino acids)
Biological process (GO): plant-type primary cell wall biogenesis; cellulose biosynthetic process
Cellular component (GO): plasma membrane; trans-Golgi network
Molecular function (GO): cellulose synthase (UDP-forming) activity
Source: RefSeq, a predicted model, not a curated record
AAAAAACAAGACACGAGAGCCAGUGGGAUUCAGUAUAAACCAACAUCCACCAGCUGGAUUGCAGACCCUAAAAGGACUAUUUUUUAAAUUUUUAUCUCUGUUUCUCUCUCUACAGAUACAUACAUUAUACAUACAACUCAAAGCACCAGUCACCACCAUUAUUUCUCACACGCUAUAGAAUCCAAUCCAGUGGCUUCACUUUGCUUCUUUCUGAAAGAACCUCGUAUUACUGUACAAACUUAGCUUGUAGAGAAAACAAUAUUUUUUCAACAAGCCCAUUUACCUGUGGGUUUUUCUUACUAAUCACUUCUUCCCUACCUUUUACUUUUUUUAAUUGGGAGUAUCUUUUUAAUAAGUGCUUUUUCCCAAUGUGGGGAUUUGGGGUCACUUUCAGUGUUUCGAGUCUCAAUUUGUAACGCAAAACUGGGUAUUUUUCAGCCAUUUUGUAUUUUCAAGUUUAAUAUUGAGGUGAGUUUGUGUAUUUUGAACAGUUCUGUAUUUUUUUCCCCACAAAAAACUGGAUUUCCAGUUGUUUAUCUGAGUUAAGCGUAGGAAUCUUGAGGUUGUUUUUCUCUUCUUUACCAAAAGCGGGUUUUUUAUGCCAUUCCAGUUAUUUUUAUGCAUUGCAAAGUUGAAUCUGAGGUGGGUUUUUGUGAUUUGAAGAUUUGGUUUUUGCUCAAAAAAGUGUAGUUUUGAUUAUUUUGUGAAUGCUAAUGGACACCGGAGGGAGGCUUAUUGCUGGCUCUCACAAUAGAAAUGAGUUCGUUCUCAUUAACGCUGAUGAAAUUGGAAGGAUUAAGUCUGUUAAAGAACUAAGUGGACAAAUAUGCCAAAUUUGUGGGGAUGAAGUGGAGAUGACUAGAGACGGGGAGCCCUUUGUUGCAUGCAACGAAUGUGCUUUCCCAGUUUGCAGGACUUGCUAUGAGUAUGAGAGAAGAGAGGGAAAUCAGGCUUGUCCUCAGUGCAAAACCCGAUACAAGCGCAUCAAAGGUAGUCCUAGAGUUGAGGGUGAUGACGAAGAGGAUGACAUCGAUGAUUUGGAACACGAGUUUGAUUAUGGGGUUACUGAGGCAUUGGGCCAUAUACAAAGUGCAGGGGUGAUUCCCGGUGUGAGUGGUGGUUAUGUUGGUUCAUCUGGAGGCUCAAGACAUGAUUUGUAUUCCCAGGGUCUUGAAAUCUCUCUGUUGACGUAUGGUGAAGAGGAAGAUCAGAUUUCUUCUGAUCAACAUGCUAUCAUAUUACCGCCAUUUGCCAGUCAUGGUGAUGUGAUUCAUCCAUCACCUUCUGGCACAUCAGCACCUAUACAAUCGAGGCCUAUGGUCCCUGAGAAAGAUAUUGCACUAUAUGGUUAUGGAAGUGUUGCAUGGAAGGAUCGAAUGGAGGAAUGGAAGAAGAGGCAAAGUGGAAAACUUCAGGUGAUCAAGCAUCAAGGAGAUAUUGAUGGUGGAGACUUGGAUGGGAAUGAAUUGGAUGCCGACUUGCCUAUGAUGGAUGAAGGAAGACAGCCACUAUCAAGGAAAUUGCCCAUUGCUUCGAGCAAGAUAAGCCCAUACAGAUUGAUAAUUAUCCUCCGCCUUGUGGUUCUUGGCUUCUUUUUCCACUAUAGGGUUCUCCAUCCAGUUCAUGAUGCAUUUGGCUUGUGGCUGACAUCAGUUAUUUGUGAAAUAUGGUUUGCUGUUUCGUGGAUUUUUGAUCAGUUUCCAAAAUGGUAUCCAAUUGAGCGAGAAACAUACCUUGAUCGGCUGUCACUUAGGUACGAGAGAGAAGGAAGGCCCUCGGAGUUAGCUGACAUAGACGUCUUUGUCAGCACAGUUGAUCCCAUGAAAGAACCUCCGUUGAUUACUGCAAACACGGUUCUUUCCAUUCUUGCUGUAGAUUAUCCGGUUGACAAAGUUGCAUGUUAUGUGUCAGAUGAUGGUGCAGCCAUGCUUACAUUUGAAGCACUUUCAGACACAUCUGAAUUUGCUCGGAAAUGGGUUCCCUUCUGCAAGAAGUUUAAUAUUGAACCAAGGGCACCGGAAUGGUAUUUUUCUGAGAAGAUGGACUAUCUGAAAAACAAAGUCCAUCCUGCCUUUGUGAGGGAAAGGCGUGCAAUGAAGAGAGAAUAUGAAGAGUUCAAAGUUAGGAUCAAUCGUUUGGUGGCAACUGCACAAAAGGUUCCUGAGGAAGGUUGGACAAUGCAGGACGGAACACCUUGGCCAGGAAACAAUGUUCGUGAUCAUCCUGGAAUGAUCCAGGUAUUCCUUGGUCAUGAUGGUGUUCGUGAUGUUGAAGGUAAUGAAUUGCCUCGUCUGGUUUAUGUUUCCCGUGAAAAAAGACCUGGUUUUGAGCACCACAAAAAGGCCGGAGCCAUGAAUGCGCUGGUGCGGGUUUCAGCCGUUCUAUCAAAUGCUCCUUUCCUUCUGAACGUCGACUGUGAUCACUACAUAAACAACAGCAAGGCGCUGAGAGAAGCUAUGUGUUUUAUGAUGGAUCCCACUUCAGGAAAGAAAGUAUGCUAUGUGCAGUUUCCUCAAAGAUUUGAUGGGAUUGAUCGCCACGAUAGAUACUCGAAUCGAAAUGUUGUGUUCUUUGAUAUCAAUAUGAAGGGUUUGGAUGGUUUACAAGGACCAAUAUAUGUUGGAACGGGUUGCAUCUUCAGACGGCAGGCUCUGUAUGGAUAUGAUGCUCCUGUCAAGAAGAAGCCUCCUAGCAAGACCUGUAACUGCUGGCCAAAGUGGUGCUGCUCAUUUUGUGGGUCUAGAAAGAACAAGAAAGGAAAAACAAAGAAAGAUAAGAAGAAAAUGGAAAAGCACAGAGAAGCAUCAAAGCAGAUAUAUGCACUCGAAACUAUUGAAGAAGGAAUUGAAGAGACGAAUUCUGAAAACCCAUCUCGUGUCUCCCAAGAAAAACUCGAGAAAAAGUUUGGUCAAUCACCAGUAUUUGUUGCAUCGACUCUACUGGAAGACGGUGGUGUUCCUAAGGCUGCUAGUUCCACUACAUUUUUGGAAGAGGCCGUUCAUGUCAUCAGUUGUGGUUAUGAAGAUAAGACUGAAUGGGGAAAGGAGGUCGGCUGGAUAUAUGGCUCUGUUACAGAAGAUAUCUUGACAGGAUUCAAGAUGCAUUGCCAUGGCUGGCGGUCCGUGUACUGCAUCCCUAAAAGGCCGGCAUUCAAGGGUUCGGCUCCCAUCAACCUCUCGGAUCGUCUUCACCAGGUUCUUAGGUGGGCUCUUGGAUCAGUCGAGAUAUUUUUUAGCAAACACUGUCCUAUCUGGUAUGGAUAUGGAGGUGGAUUGAAGUCAUUGGAAAGGUUUUCCUAUAUAAAUUCAGUCGUAUAUCCCUGGACUUCUAUUCCUUUGAUUGUAUACUGUACAUUGCCAGCCAUCUGCCUUCUUACAGGGAAAUUUAUUGUCCCGGAGAUAAGUAAUUAUGCCAGCAUUAUAUUCAUUGCCCUAUUCAUCUCUAUUGCUGCAACUGGCAUCCUUGAGAUGCAGUGGGGUGGUGUUGGAAUUGACGACUGGUGGAGAAACGAGCAGUUUUGGGUUAUUGGAGGAGUUUCCUCGCACUUUUUUGCUCUCUUUCAAGGAUUACUUAAGGUUUUGGCUGGUGUAAACACAAAUUUCACUGUCACCUCAAAAGGAGGAGACGAUGGAGAAUUUUCCGAGCUCUACAUCUUCAAAUGGACAUCAUUGUUAAUUCCACCUACAACAUUGUUGAUCAUAAAUGUAGUCGGGGUGGUGGUUGGAGUCGCAGAUGCCAUCAACAAUGGUUAUGAUUCUUGGGGUCCAUUGUUCGGUAAGCUUCUCUUUGCCGUGUGGGUUAUUCUUCACCUCUAUCCGUUCCUAAAGGGAUUGUUUGGUAAGCAAGAGAAAAUUCCCACAGUAAUUAUAAUCUGGUCGAUUCUGCUGGCUUCAAUAUUGACUUUGUUGUGGGUACGAAUCAACCCAUUCGUUUCACGAGAUGGACCCGUACUGGAAAUCUGUGGACUUAACUGCGAUGACUGAGAUACAGUCAGGCAGCUUACACUUACGUGGGCUAACUGCGAUUUCUAGGGACAUAUAAGAGGUUAGAUGAAUAGUAUACUCGAGAAAUGUGUAGAUAUAAAUAGGUGAGAACUGACUCAUAUUUUUUGAAAUGGUUUGAUCAUUCUUUCGUUAAAUACGUUGUUUUGAUAUUUUGGCGUCUGUCGAAAACUACCCUACUGUUCAGUAUUCUUCUUCUUGUGGAUUUGAAUUUACCAGUUUCACCUAUUACUUC